Molecule: messenger RNA, 1776 nt
Organism: Cavia porcellus (domestic guinea pig)
Lineage: Eukaryota; Metazoa; Chordata; Mammalia; Rodentia; Caviidae
Gene: Adh7
Product: alcohol dehydrogenase 7 (class IV), mu or sigma polypeptide
Biological process (GO): retinol metabolic process; retinoic acid metabolic process
Cellular component (GO): cytosol
Molecular function (GO): zinc ion binding; all-trans-retinol dehydrogenase (NAD+) activity
Source: RefSeq, a predicted model, not a curated record
AUGGGAAUAGUGCCUGGAAAGGGGCCCCAAGAGCUGCUCUUCCUGUCCACCUGUGAGGAUGCCGAGAGAGGCGCUUAUGGCAAAAUGCCCAACCCUCCAGGCCCCAUGUCUGCAGUGCCAUCUUGGACUUUUCCACCUCCAGAACCAGGAGGAAUAAACUCCCCCUGCCUGUACCCUGCCCAGCUCAUGUUCAGUGAUGCUACACUGAAAAGAGGAGAUUGCGUGCAUCCUGAAUCUCCCCUGCAACCAUCUACACAGCAGACAGGAUCAGCAGCUGGGCACAGCAGCACAGCAGAGACAGCCAGGGAGCUUGGCAGGCUCAGCAGGUGCACAGAAGUGAUUAUCUCCAAAGACCUGCAAAUCCAGGUCAGCAGAAGGGCAGGCUGCAGGUUUGGCUUUCCUGGCAUCUCUAAACAGCCAGCAAUGGCUGUGUGUGAGGGUGAACAAGGAAGGCACUCUGGCGUCUGCAGCUGGAGCCCAGGCCUUUGCUACCUCUUGCAUUUCCAGGGGAGUGGUAUAGCUGGAUCAGAUGAUGGCUCUGGUGUUAGAGGACUCUCCACACUGGUUUCCAUUGUGGCUGUACUCGUUAUUAAGUGCAAAGCAGCUGUGCUGUGGGAAAUGAAUAAGCUCUUUUCCAGAGAAAUAGAAAUUGGCCCACCACAGGCUAAAGAAGUUCAUAUUAGGUUUCUCUUUUGAAUAUGGAUUUUGGCCACAGGAAUCUGUUGCACAGAUGACCAUGUAAUAAAAGGAACAGUGGUAUCUAGGUUUCCAGUCAUUCUGGGACAUGAAGCAGCUAGAGUUGUAGAGAGGAUUGGAGAAAGAGUCACUAGGGUGAAGCCAGGUGACAAAGUCAUCCAUCUGUUUCUGCCACAGUGUAGAGAAUGCAAUGCUUGCUGCAAUCCAGAGGGCAAUUUUUUCAUUAAGAUAAGUAGGUUUCAAUUACUGUCUGAUGGCACUACCUGAUCUACAUGCAAGGGAAGACCAGUCUAUCACUUCAUGAACACUAGCACGUUUAUAGUUUGUGGUGUGGAAGAGUCUUCCAUUGCUGAGGUGGAUGGCACAGCUCCUCUUGAGAUGGUCUGUUUGAUUGGUUGUGGAUUUUCCACUGGGUAUGGUGCUGCUGUUAAAAUAGGUAAGAUCACCCCAAGUUCUACUUGCACUGUCUUUGGCCUGGGAGGAGUCGGUCUAUUAGUCAUCAUGGGCUGCAGGUCAGUGGAACCUCCAGAAUCAUUCAGAUUAACCUCAACAAAAGCCAAGUUUCAGAAGGCCCUGGCCAUGAGAGCCAUGGAGUGCAUCAUCCCCAAGGACUCCACCAAGCCCAUCAGCAAGGUGCUGUUGGAAAAUGACAACAGUGUGGACUACACUUUUAUAGUUAUUGAGUAUCUUGAUACCAUGGUGGAUGCCCUCGCAUCCUGCCACAUGAACCUAGGGACCAGUGUGGUAAUGGCUGCUGCUCUAUAAGCCAGUGUGCUCAGCUGUGACCCAGUGCUCCUGUUCCCUGGAUGCCCAUGGAAGGGGGAUGUCUUUGGAGAUUGGGAAAACAGAAAUGAUGCACUCAAACUAGUGGCCAAAUUCCUGGCAAACCUUGACCUGGACCAGCUGAUAACCGAUGUUUUUCCUUUUAACAAAAUCAAUGGAGAAUCCAAGCUACUGGAUUUAGGACAAAGCAUUCAAACUUUAAGAUCCUGGGAGUGGAGCUCUGUGUCACAUGAUGGGACGCAGACCUUUCCUUUUGUAGUUCUUUCCUCAAAAAGUACAGCUCUGUAUCAAACAUGA